UGCACGUGGCUAGAGGGCAACCAGUGCAAAUGGCCCAGGCGUCCUGCCCACACAGUAGACAAAAUGGUCAAAAAAGCUCUCUCUCCUGGUGAAAACUAUGAACUGCUGGACGUUCAAGUUAAAGGAGUAUUCGUGAGCUGGACAGAAGCUAGAAAAAUGCUUCCUCUCGCAGAAUACCAGUCUGACCUGAAUGAAGCAGCCUUGCCCCCUAAAAGAAUAAGGCGUCCAAGGGUCUUUAGUGACGAUGAGGAUGACAACUACCCUGCUGUCCCGCACUCUUUUCUUGCAAGAGCAAGCUCAGAAGGUCGGCCACCUUCACAGGCACCAGUGCUUCCAUCUGAGAAGACUGUAUCAAAUGCAGAGAAGCCCCCUGCAAGACGUUCAGCAGCUGACCCAUGCCACUCUCUGUCACAAGAGUCGUGUUCAGUCCAAAGUAUUCCAAGGAACGAACGACACACGCAAUGCCACCAAAAGUCUCUUGCGCCAUUGCUUUCAGGUCAGACUGGUGAGCGCACUGGAAGCCAGCAAACUGCGAAUGUCACUGAACAAGCAAUAGAUGAUCCACAGCUGGAUUUCCUUUCCAUUGAGGGAGGGCUCUCUGAGGCUGUUGACGACACGACAGACUUCGAGAGUGUACAUUCCCAAGAGUCAGUGGCAGCCGGAGCACAACUAAGAGGCCAGAGACGUCAGGGGAUGCCAGACUAUGAUUUUCAACACGUAGUGCUGAAGAACUUGAAUAUAAUAAGACUCGUUCUCCAGCAACAAGGGGAGCUGUUGUCCAGCCUUAUUCCUCCUCAGCCUUCGUUAACAGAAGCUGUAAAGCUGCUUGAGGGCCCAUUGGAAUCUACCGAUCAACUUCAACAAUUUGAAGAGGGGCUUACAAAGCAACAAGAGAAACACUUUGUUCUAGAGCUUUCACUGCUUGGCGGCCACAAUACAAAGGUUGCUGUGCGGAGGAUGUUAUCCUACGUGAUUACUGAUGAACUUGGGAGACAGUACAGCUGGGAGGGAAAGAAGGGAAAGCUUCCUUUUAGGGACCUCCGCCUGCCAGGAUUAAUCCUUCGCGCCGUUCACAUCCAGAAGAAACUUUCUCGAAGCACACAACACGAGGUCGAGCACGUCAUAAAGGAAUGGCUGCGCCAUGCACGCGAAAGAGUGGAGCGGUCAAAACAGUGAGCCAGUGCAAGACUCACACAUGCUUCAUUCGUUGCAGGGAGCCCCUAGUCAUACAUUAACUGUACCAUAUAUAUUGGGUGCGUAAUUAAAAACUGACCAGAAUUUUUAAAACUAGAAACAUUAAUUUUUCUCA
Ornithodoros turicata is the source of this 1309-nucleotide messenger RNA. RefSeq lists its product as uncharacterized. The transcript has 14 exons. The record is from RefSeq and is a predicted model, not a curated record. The coding region runs from base 64 to 1176 and encodes 370 amino acids. NCBI's taxonomy places the organism in Eukaryota, Metazoa, Arthropoda, Arachnida, Ixodida, Argasidae.